GAGCACGGGUAUUUUGAUUAGUAGAUUGUGAGCGGUGAAGAAGGGGGACUAUAUGCAAGGUCCCGCUCGUGCAGACGGCGUGUGUCGAUCUGGAGACGGGCUGGAGCUGCAUGGGUGGCGAUCGGGGGACUUGGAGGAAUGCGGCGACGUCAUGUUUGAUUGGUUUGCGCGACGCGGCUUUUGCAUGGCGAGGAACGCGACUGUGCCGCGAGAGCAAACAUGACACGCGCAGCUGUCUGAAGACGCAACGCACUUGGCUUCAUGGAUUUUCCUGCGGUUUUGCCUGAUUGCCUUGACCUGCACUGACGCUCUUUGCCAUUGUAGGCGGGUCAAGGUAUAGGACACGUUGAAGGUUGAAAGUUCCCGCCCUGGACUCACCAAAGCCUUCCCCACCACUCCCACUCCCACUCCCACUCCAACCGCGCACUCUGCCCACCAUGGCAGACUCGGAGCCCAGCCUUGUGGCCCUGGCCCUCGGAAACGCCGCCUAUGCCUUCUCCAAGGUGCAGCCGCUCUUGCCAGUCUACCUCCACAUGAUCCUCGCGUCUCUGUUCCCCAUCUACGCCGCAUCCCACGCAUCCCUCACCCGACCUUCGACCGCUGCGAAACCCACCAAGAAAGGAAAGAAAAAGACACGGCGCGAGGGCGAUGACGAGGACACGGACAGCGAAGAUGAGGCGGAAGAACCCACGCACGAAAUGGAAGGCCUGACCAACAAGGACAUCAUCCUCUUCCCCCUCUUCGCCGGAAUAGCCCUGGCAUCACUGUACUUCCUCAUCAAAUGGCUCGAAGACCCCACCGUCCUGAACCAAGCCCUCAACGCCUACUUCGCCAUCUUCGGCGUUGCAGCAGUAACAACGCUAGUAUCAGACGUCCUCGACAUCGGCCACUCCAUCAUCUUCCCACGUCGACACGCCCUCGCCGGCACUCUCUACCACGUCCACGCCAGCGACGCCCUCGCCGUACCAGUCGCCGGCACCAUCAGCGCCAGCCAAACUCUUUCAACCCCCUUACCCGGCUUCCUCGCACGCAUACCACUGUCGCAAGCCGCAAAAGAAUGGCUCUGGGCCGACCGCGCAAUGCCGACUCGCAAGUGGACGCUCAAACUGCACACACACGGCGCCCUCUUCGGGAAGCUCAGAAUCAGCGCGCACACCAUGGUCGGUGCUACCGUUGCACUCUCUACCAUCCUCUACUUCAACCUCGUGGAUAAACCAUGGUAUCUGACCAAUCUACUCGGCUUCAGCUUCUGCUACGGCUCCCUGCAGAUGAUCUCUCCCACGACCUUCUUCACGGGCAGCGCGAUUUUGGUCGGGCUCUUCUUUUACGACAUCUACAUGGUUUUCUUCACGCCGCUCAUGGUUACUGUCGCGACCAAGCUCGAUGUACCUAUCAAACUCAUGUUUCCUAAACCCGGGGGCAGGAACACGGCUGCUAUGCUUGGGCUAGGCGAUAUCGUCAUACCAGGCUUGAUGGUGGGGCUGGCGCUAAGGUUCGAUUUGUACCUGUUUUAUCUGAGGAGACAGAAGCGCGUGUCAGCAAAGACUGGUGAGAGUGGGGGAGACGAAGAAACUGUUGUCAAGGCGGAAUACUACCCUCUUGCGGGUCGGUGGAGUGAUCAUUUCUGGACACAUUCCUUCAUGGGGAGGCCGCUGUGGAGUCCUACUUCUCCUGCCGGUGCUGCUUCGAGGACGCAUCAAGGCGGAGAGGGGAACCAAGAGGCGCCAUUUACCUUUCCCAAAGUCUACUUCAACGCUGCGCUGAUAGGUUACGUGGGCGGUUUGGUUGCUACGUUAUGCGCACUCCAUCUUAUGAAUCAUGCGCAGCCGGCGCUACUUUGGCUAGUGCCUGGUGUGUUGGUUAGUCUUUGGAGUACGGCGCUUGUGAGGGGCGAGCUGGGGUUGAUGUGGAAUUACAGUGAGGAAAUCGUUGAAGAAGAGGGAGAUGCAGAUGGGAAGGGGGAGAAGAAGAGAAGGCAGCAAGGCAGUACGGGCGGCGACAAGCAUGACAGGAGGGAUGAGAAAGCCGAGAGAGCGAAGACCAAGUCGCGCAGGUCGGAUCGAGAGCUGCUCUCGUUUUCAAUCGAGGCGCCGCGGAAACCUCGUCGGACUGUAUCGAUUGAGAGUGAUGAUGUCGAGGUGGAGCGGAGCGGCACUGUUACGACUGCGCAGUCUGUUGGUAAUGGAACGUUUUGGGCGGGGUCAACUUCGAACACGACGGCUCGUCAAGAGGUAGAACAUACGGAGCCUGCUGGAAAACGUCUGAGGGUGAGAUAAGCAGAGCAGGAGAGGUACUUACGGUUAUAUUGUAACGAUUGCGCAUAAUGGACUUGCAUAUAGCGAUGGAGUUGUAGGGUUUACACUGGUCUGCAUGGAGUCUUUUUUAUGCUACACAUUCGAAUGUCAUGCGACCCUUUUUCUUUAUUUGGUAGUGUGUAUGCUAUAUUACACAUAUACAUAUAUCCUUUUUUUUCACACAAC
Messenger RNA from Alternaria alternata, 2480 nucleotides. RefSeq lists its product as hypothetical. Lineage: Eukaryota; Fungi; Ascomycota; Dothideomycetes; Pleosporales; Pleosporaceae. The transcript has a single exon. The coding region runs from base 438 to 2276 and encodes 612 amino acids. Gene Ontology annotation, cellular component: cytoplasmic side of endoplasmic reticulum membrane; lumenal side of endoplasmic reticulum membrane; membrane. Gene Ontology annotation, molecular function: aspartic endopeptidase activity, intramembrane cleaving. The record is from RefSeq and is a predicted model, not a curated record. Gene Ontology annotation, biological process: membrane protein proteolysis.